Messenger RNA from Papilio polytes (common Mormon), 702 nucleotides. RefSeq names its product probable endochitinase. The coding region runs from base 1 to 702 and encodes 233 amino acids. The transcript has 6 exons. Gene Ontology annotation, cellular component: extracellular region. The record is from RefSeq and is a predicted model, not a curated record. Gene Ontology annotation, molecular function: chitin binding. Lineage: Eukaryota; Metazoa; Arthropoda; Insecta; Lepidoptera; Papilionidae.
AUGUACAUCUUUGUUUGCAUCGCAGCGCUGAUCGCGACCGUGUCAGGUAACAGCGGAUACUGCUACGGCAAUAAAAAUGAAUACGUAAAAAUGUCCGGCAGCUGCGACAAAUAUUACGAAUGUAUUGAAUCAGCGGAAUUCGAAAGGACCUGCCCAGAUGGCAUGUAUUUCAAUCCGGACGCGCCGUGGCCGCAAUAUCCUUGCGGAUAUCCCGGCGAUGUUCAGUGCACCGACGGCGUGCCUCAGGCAGCUAGAUCGACGGCGGAUUGCCCUCACGAGUACGGCCUCUUCGAGUCCCCGUAUGCCACCAGCACGGAUUGCGGCAGGUACCGCCGCUGCGUUGCCGGUGUUGCCUUCGAGGAGGAGUGCCCCAUGGGCCUAGCCUUCAACGUGAACAAGGCAGCUUGUGACUGGCCAUCUGAUGUCGCUUCCUGUGAUGCUGAAGCUUUCGUCGGCUUCUCUUGCCCGCCUGGAUCCGUCGAUGAGAAUGGAUGCGACAUCACUGAAAACUUCCCGCUGCCGGGCAAGUGCUACUCGUUCAUCGCUUGUCACAGAGGCAACCCUCGCCUGGUGAGCUGUGACCUUGGCUUCAAGUUCGACACCUCCGUCAACCGCUGCGUCAACUCUGACCUCGUCAGAACUGACUUCCAAUGCGAGCUGCGCCAAGAGAGACCACACAUCUGUAACAACGAUAUCUGUUAA